AUGCAGCGAACAGCAUUCGAUGUCAACUCCAUUGCCGCGCUUCUCCGGCAGACAGAGGCGAACCUCGCAGCUCUCAACAAGCCGCGGCAAGAGCCCGCCAGGUAUCUCGGGGAGCCCCUGGCGUCCGCGGCCCGUGACCCACUCGUGGGAGCGUUUCGCGAAGUUGCAGAACCGGCACCGGUGGUCCUCCAAAGGGGGGCCUUGGGUAGCGGCCUCGAGCUCGAGUCCCAGGUUGUGCAACUUCGGAGCUGCUUGGAAACCUUGGAGCGUCGACUCGAGGAGGAACUUCGGUCCUUCUUGGCGAUUUCUGACAAGCGAUUGCAGGCUCGCGAGGAGCACCUGCGAGGGGUUGGCGAGACCAUGCAGGCCUCAGCAGACGCUGCGCUGGAGCAGCUCAGCCGUCGAGUCGAUUCGCGCCUUCGCGAGCUUGACCGAGCUUCCGGGCCCAGCGGCCUGGACGAGGUCUGGGAGAGCUUAAAGCGCUUGCAAGCCGAUUGCCAGGACUUGGAUGGCAAAGUCCGGCGUGCGACGCCCAUCGAAGAGUUUGCCGAGCGGCUGAAAGAGCUUGAACGAGCACAUCAGCUGCGCCUCGAAGAUCGCAUCGCCGUCCAGGAACGGCGCCUUGCAGAGAGUCGGGUGCAACUGCAGGGGCAGACUGAUGCUGCCCUUCAGAAAAUCAACCGCCGCUGCGAGGAGUUAGAGCGGCUGGUCCUGGAAGGCCAAGGAGAGAAGGGCGACGUCGCUGAGCGGGCUUUUCAGCGACUGCCGGAGGCAGCGCCGUUCCGAGAAUUGCAAGAAGAGCUGCGUGCGUCUAGCUACGACAAGGAGAUGCAGCGGACACGACUUGCUUCCCUGGAGGCGAAGCUUUCAAAGAUGACGGCCCUGGAGUCAAAGGUGGAUUUCAUGGAGGCACAGAUGACUCAGCAACUGGAGGAGCAGGCGCAGCAGUUCCGCAGCAUCGGAGAUCUUCAGCACAAGCUGACGCAGAAACUCACGAACACGGAGGCGGCUUUUCAGCGCUCAGAUGCACAGAGCGGAGUUCUCUCCACACAGCUUCAGUCACAAUUCCAGGAGGAGCGGGACCGGACAGCUGCGAGCGUGGAGACGCUCCAGCUCCGCCUUAUUCAACGGCUGGACGAGGUCGAAGCGCGCUUUACACGCACAACCUCUCGUGCGGAGAAGGAUGCUGUGGACCACCUGACAACGCUGGCGAAGCAGAUCUCUGAUAGCAUGGCAGAUUCUCAGCGACAGGCCGAAAGGCGCUUACAAUCGGCAGAAGCUCGAUGCGAGACGGCUGCCGAGAAACAUUGCGGCCAAGUCGACCGUUGGCUGAAGGAGCUGCGUUCGGAGGUGGAGUCGACGUCGAAGGCCACCGAGCUGGACAUGCAGCGACUGGACCGUCAGUUGCAGGAGACUGCCUCACGGAAUGCUUUCCAGGAACAGCGCCUUGCGGAUUUGGAGCUGCAGCAGUCGAGGCUGGAAGCCGUGGAGGCGAAAUUUGGAAAGAUUUCGGAACUGCAGGUGGAUCAGCGCCUGAGGGAGCAAAAGACCUACAUGGAGACAAUGAGAGCUCAGUCCGAUCGACGUUACGGGGACUUGGAUGCCUUGAUCCUCUCUGUGGAGGAGCAGGUGCGCAACUUCGAUACUGCUCGGACCAGCGAUGGCUUGGAGCACAGGCUUCGGCUGGAUGCACUCGAGGGCCACACGUCCGACAUGCAGGCGGCCAUCACGCGUCAAGGGGCCCUUUUAGAUGCAGUUCGCAACACCUUGGAGGGACUGGAGCCGAUGAGAGCCACCGUCAUCUCGCUCGAAUCCAUGCUGGCUGCUACUGACGAGCAGUUUCGCAGCCGCGGAAAGGAGUGGCUGGAUAGCCUGCAGCAUUCACAAAGUCUCCACGACGCUGCCGGCUUGCGCAUGAACGACUUCGCAACGCAGCUUCAGGUGCUGCACCAGCAAGCAGAGUCUCAGAAGAUGACAGCCCAUACACUGGCAGCCAAGAAUGACACGAUGCAGAAGCAUCUCUCUUCUUUGGAGGACGUUAUGCGGACACUCCAGGAGCGCAUGGCUUCGGGCUUGGAGCUGGAGAGCAGCCCUCGCGCGGCUAUGACGGAGGUGCAGGAGCUCAUGGCAGUCUCUGAGAGCCGCCUCAUGCAGCGCACGAAGAGCGAGGUGGAAACUCUCCGCUUGCAGCUGGCCGACCUAAGGGCCUUGCUGAACGAUGGCUUGGACCUGCGAACAGCCGCUGCCGCAGACCUGGAAAGGCGCAUGUUGGCCGCGGAGAAAAGCGCCACGCUGCUUCGGUCGGAGCUGAACACGACCCGCAUGCAGGCAGAGGAGACGGCGAACCGCGAGGCCCGGCUGACCGGGGAGGUCCGCGCCUUCACAGAGAAGCUCUCGAUCUGCCAGGCGGACGUCAAGGAAGCCGAUGCCAAGGUCGCGGGGCAACUGGCUGAGGUGGCACGGCUCCAGCAGUCGGUGCUCAUAUGCCAGCAGCAACAGCGGGCCUCACAGCAGCUCACGCAAGUGUCACAGCUGUCGGCGGGCAGCACCACCACGGUGGAACCGCUGUCGCCAGAACACCGGUAUACCGGCCAGAAUGCCGUGCUGCUGAGAAGGAUCCAGGAUCGUUUGCAGCGCGUAGAGGACUCACGAGAUCAGUUCCAACUCCACUUGGAGGAACGAAUCAGACAGCUGGAGAACACCUCCAAUGCAGCAGAGAUGAGGUCCAGCUCCAGUGCGACGCUGAUGGUGAGUGCGGUUCGGUCAUCGGUUGGCCCGCAGCUGGACGAGGUGAAGACGCGGUUGGACCGGCAUGAAGAGACUCUCCGCAGCUUGCAGCUGCAAAUUUCGGGGCGAGCGAUCCACCAGCCCACUCGCGUCGAGCCGGUGACCACUCGGGCACAGGCCGAAAGUCCAGAAAGUCCUAGCAGGGAGCGAUUCGAUGCACGCCUCAGCAGAUUGGAAGAUCUCUUCGACCAGCUCCCGACCACUCAGAGUGUCGAGAGCAGCGGCCUCGAGUUGAGCAGUCUUCCGGCGUCCACGGCGCCGCCGAACUCCACCAUGAUGCUCACUUUGAACUGGGUGGAUGAGCACUCGGAGUCUGCGAGCUCUGAGAACAUUCGAAGUGCGCUGAGGGAGGUCCCCGUAAAUUUGGUUCGCGUGGACACCCUCCCUGAGGGCCGCGGAGCACUGGGUGCACAGGGCCGGGGCACUGUGUGCUGGCUUGCAUCCACGGACACGCCGGCUGCAGAGACAGCUCUUCGGCGUCAGCUCACGGAUCCUGGCAGUGCGUUGCGGCGCCUCCUCCCGGGUCUGGUCGCUGAGAGCUCUGCCGUGGUCCCCGCGCCGUUGGCAGCGCUUGCUGUGGGCCAUGCCCGGCAGUUGAGUGCCCGUGUGAACAACUUGGAAGAUGCACAGAGACAGCUCGCUGACAAUCUCACGAGCGUCGAGCGGCAGGUUCUGAGCAUGGAGGGCCGUCUUGCAGGCAGUUUGGGCCUCACUGCACCCCUCCAGCGCAGGGGCGACUCGCGAGGUGCCGGCGGUCAGUCGGAGUCCUCUCCCCUGAAUUUGAGCAGCAUCGGCCCACCUGCGCACGGACGCCGAGAUCCCGUCGGAAGCGGCCGGAGCCCAUCGGACCGCAUCGAUGCGGACGAAGACGAUGCCUCGGUAGACUUCGAUUCCGCCUUCAACGAGACUGCAGAGGCUAGCCGCCGCAAGGAGGAACAGCGGCAUGCUGCCGAGCAGGUUGCACAAGUGGAGCGCGAGCGUCGACGAGCGGAGGAGGAGUUCGAGCGAAAGCGACAGGAACAGGCCGAUGCUGAACGGCGCCGGGCAGAUGCUGCCCGGAAGGAGCGAGAAGAAGCGGAGGAGAAGCGGCGAGAGGAGAUGCGACGCCUCGAGGAGGAAGCUGCAAAACGACAAGCAGAACAGGCGAAGCGUGCCCGCGAGCAGGCCGCUGAGGAUGCUAGGCUCCAGGAAGAGGCUGAGGCAGCCCGCCGGCUUGCGGAGGAAGAGGCAGAGGCCCGAAGGCGAAAGGAAGCAGAAGAAGCCGAAGCCAGCAGGGUGCGUGAGGAAGAGGCUCGAAAGAAGCGACAGGCUGAGGAGGAGGCGCGGCAAAGACAGGAAGCCGAAGCCGAGGCGAAGCGACGUCGCGAGGAGGAGGAGGCGAAGCAGCGUCGAGAAGCUGAAGCUGAAGCGAAGAAACGCCGCGAGGAGGAGGAGGCGCGACAACGACGGGAGGCUGAGGCCAAGCGUCUUGAAGAGGAGAAGGAGGCAGCCAAGCGCCUGGCAGCCGAGGAACAGCGCCUGCGUGAGGAGGAGGAGGAGAGAAAGAAGAAAGAAGAGGCUGCCAGAGCUGGGGUUACACAGCCGAAGCCGAGCUCCACCCCGACUUCCUCCCAAGCCACGCCGACGUCCGCCAAGUCCGCCAAGGGAACUCCCAAGUUCAGCUUUCCUACAGACCGGACCCGGAGGACACGUGUCACUGGCCUUCCUCUCACUGCUCGCGCCCGGAAGACUUCCAAAGAGGAGGAGGUCAAGAAGGUCUUCGAUGACAUCACGAAGACAGGAGCUGCGACCUUCGAAGAUCUCCUGGGCUUCCUUUGCGAUCAUUUAGGCUUCGGACUCGCCGAAGCCAGGGCAUUCUUCGAGCAGUAUGGAGAAGGCAGGGAGUCCUUGACGCUCCAAGACUUGAAGAAAGGCUACGCAAGUCUGAAUCCCUUCAUGAUUUGCGAUCGCAAGUCGGCGAUCGUCAUCCGAAAGCCUGGCUCGCUUAGCUCGGCUCAACUCGUGGACCUCCAUGUGGAAGUGUGCGACGACAGCGAGGUCUACAUUUGCGAUGUGACCAGCCAAGUCUUCGUUGAUGAAUGCAAGAGGUGCACGAUCCUCAUCGGCCCAUGCGAAUCCUCCGUCUUCGUCCGUGAGUGCGAAGACUGCGUCUUCUGGAUUGCCAAUCAGCAGCUGCGCACAAGAGACUGCAAGCGCUGCACCUUCCAUUUGUACUCGAAGACCGAGCCAGUCAUUGAAACGUCCGAAGACAUGGCGUUUGCGCCCUGGAGCGCAAGCUACCCCAUGGCUCAGGAGCACUUCGCAAGAUUUAAGUUCGAACCCGCCCGGAAUCUGUGGAACGCCAUCUUCGACUUCUCGGGCAAAAGGGAUCGCUGCAACUGGCGUAUCCUGGGCCUUGAGGAGAUCUCACACCUCACAGUGGAACUCGAGGAUGUCCCGCCAGCCGCACCCAGCAAUCCCUCUCCGCCAGUAACCUACGAGAUGCUCUGCGCCGAGCCAUUGGAGUCUGGAGAGUCUUGCGGUCAGAGCAUCGGAAGCAUUCCGCAGACCCGGCCCGACCUACCGAAGAAGCCGCCCGGAGAUCUGAAAGAGGUCUUCAAUCUCCCAGUGACUGACGGCGGUUCAGAUUCUCCAGCGCUCGAGCGCCUGACGAAGAGGGGCAAGCCUCAGUCAAGCACCGAGACGUCCGCCGCUGCUUCGGCGAUAGCCCCACCUGCCGGUGGAGCACAGAAAGACAGCCUGCAGACCUCACACGAGGCGCCGAAGGCCAAGGCAAAGGCUUCCUUGGGUGCCAGCAGCAUGUUCGCAUUGGCCGGAGAGGCUCUGAUGGAGGCACCGAAAGCGACAACGGCUGCCAAAGUAUCGCCGAAAGCCAACAGCAUGUUCGCAAUGGCCGGUGAGGCCUUGAUGGAGGACAUCGAAGAGGUCGGUACGGUGGUCCAAGGAGGGAUGACUGUGGAGGACGAGGACAGUAGCGAGGCGGAGACUCCUAGGCCGAUGCUCCCGAAGGCCGCGGCGGCCGCCAAAACGGCGGCCUCGGCGCCCAAAGCACCGCCGACGGCCACGGAUGCCAAACAGGUGCGGUCCAUGUUUGGCGAGUCUGACGAGGACGACGACGAGCCGACCCUGCCAAAGCCU
Messenger RNA from Symbiodinium sp. CCMP2592, 5925 nucleotides. Lineage: Eukaryota; Dinophyceae; Suessiales; Symbiodiniaceae. The record is from the annotation of a GenBank genome assembly.